GGAGCUGUUUACCCCCACUCUAAUAGGGGUUCAAUAUAAAAAGGCGGUGGAGAGCUGUCCAAGUCAGACGCGCCUCUGCAUCUGCGCCAGGCGAACGGGUCCUGCGCCUCCUGCAGUCCCUGCUCGCCACCGCCGCCGCCUGCCCCUGCAGACGCUCCGCUGCCUUCUCUCCUGGCAGGCACUGCCUUUUCUCCCCGUUAAAGGGCACUUGGGCUGAAGGAUCGCUUAGAGAUCUGAGGAACCCGCAGCACUUUGAGGGAACUGAAGCUGUUUUUCUUCGUUUUCCUUUGGGUUCAGUUUGAACGGGAGGUUUUUUAUCCUUUUUUUUCAGAAUGGAUUAUUUGCCCAUGAUUUUCUCUCUGCUGUUUGUGGCUUUCCAAGGAGCUCCAGAAACAGCGGUCUUAGGCGCUGAGCUCAGCACGGUGGGUGAGAACGGCGGGGAGAAACCCACUCCCAGCCCACCCUGGCGGCUCCGCCGGUCCAAGCGCUGCUCCUGCUCGUCCCUGAUGGAUAAAGAGUGUGUCUACUUCUGCCACCUGGACAUCAUUUGGGUCAACACUCCCGAGCACGUUGUUCCAUAUGGACUGGGAAGCCCUAGGUCCAAACGAGCCUUGGAGAAUUUACUUCCCACAAAGGCAACAGACCGUGAGAAUAGAUGCCAAUGUGCUAGCCAAAAAGACAAGAAGUGCUGGAAUUUUUGCCAAGCAGGAAAAGAACUCAGGGCCGAAGACACUAUGGAGAAAGGCUGGAAUAACCAUAAGAAAGGAAAAGACUGUCCCAAGCUUGGGAAAAAGUGUAUUUAUCAGCAGUUAGUGAGAGGAAGAAAAAUCGGAAGUUCAGAACACCUAAGACAAACCAGGACGGAGACCAUGAGAAACAGUGUCAAAUCAUCUUUUCAUGAUCCCAGGCUGAAAGCCAAGCCCUCCCGAGAGCAUUAUGUGACCCACAACCGAGCACGUUGGUGACAGACCUUCGGGGCCUGUCUGAAGCCAUAGCCUCCACAGAGAGCCCUGUGGCCGACUCUGCACUCUCCACCCUGGCUGGGAUCAGAGCAGGAGCAUCCUCUCUGCUUGCUCCUGACUGGCAAAGGACCAGCAUCCUCGUUCAAAACAUUCCAAGAAAGGUUAAGGAGUUCCCCCAAACUGUCCCCAUUGGCUUGCAUCGGUGGUAACUGCUUUGGUCUCUUCUUUCAUCUGGGGAUGACAAUGGACCUCUCAGAAAGCAGAAACGCACAGUGACAUUCGAAUUCGGGUGGCAUCCUCCAGAGAGAGGAAGGAGAUUCCAUACCAGGGUGGAGUUUCUGACGAAGGUCCUAAGGGAGUGUUUGUGUCUGACUCAGGCGCCUGGCACACUUCAGGGAGAAACUCCAAAGUCCACGCAAAGAUUUUCUAAGGAAUGCACAAAUUGAAAACAUACUCAAAAGACAAACAUGCAAGUAAAAA
Piliocolobus tephrosceles (Ugandan red Colobus) is the source of this 1442-nucleotide messenger RNA. RefSeq names its product endothelin 1 (gene EDN1). Gene Ontology annotation, cellular component: extracellular region. The record is from RefSeq and is a predicted model, not a curated record. Gene Ontology annotation, molecular function: hormone activity; endothelin A receptor binding; endothelin B receptor binding. Gene Ontology annotation, biological process: regulation of systemic arterial blood pressure by endothelin; intracellular calcium ion homeostasis; vein smooth muscle contraction. The transcript has 5 exons. Lineage: Eukaryota; Metazoa; Chordata; Mammalia; Primates; Cercopithecidae. The coding region runs from base 333 to 965 and encodes 210 amino acids.